Messenger RNA from Akanthomyces muscarius, 2595 nucleotides. RefSeq lists its product as uncharacterized. Bases 1 to 2595 code for a protein of 864 amino acids. Gene Ontology annotation, molecular function: hydrolase activity, hydrolyzing O-glycosyl compounds; carbohydrate binding. The transcript is spliced from 3 exons. The record is from RefSeq and is a predicted model, not a curated record. Lineage: Eukaryota; Fungi; Ascomycota; Sordariomycetes; Hypocreales; Cordycipitaceae. Gene Ontology annotation, biological process: carbohydrate metabolic process.
AUGAAGGGUCUAUUCGCAGUUCUUCAAGCCACCUUGAUAGCUGUGGCUAGCGCUGCCGUCGCUGAUAAUUCGGCCGCGGACAAGUGCCCUGGCUACAAGGCCUCCAACGUCAAAACAUCUGCUCAUGGCCUCACGGCCGACUUGAAACUCGCGGGCAAAGCCUGCAAUGCCUUUAGCAAGGAUGUCGAGCGUUUGAAGCUCGUCGUCAGCUACGACACUGCCGAACGAAUCCAUGUCCAAAUCGUCGACGCCGACGAGCAAGUGUACCAGGUGCCCGAGUCCGUCUUCCCGCGCCCUCCCUCUGGUGGCGCAGACCACAAGUCUUCGGCUCUCAAGUUCGACUACAAGAGCAACCCGUUCUCCUUCAAGGUCUCGCGCACCAAGACGGGCGAGAUACUCUUCGACUCCUCGGCGGCGUCUCUCGUCUUCGAAUCGCAGUAUCUGCGCCUGCGCACAUGGCUGCCUGCGUCGCCCAAUCUGUAUGGUCUCGGCGAGCAUACGGACAGCAUGCGGCUCCCGACGGCCGGCUACACGCGCACCCUAUGGAACCUCGACAACCCGGGCGUCGGACAGAACCAGAACCUGUACGGCAGCCAUCCCAUCUACUUUGACCACCGCGAGGAGAGCGGCACGCAUGGCGUCUUCUUUCUCAACUCCAACGGUAUGGAUAUCAAGAUUGACAGCGACGCUCACGGCCAGUACCUCGAGUACAACACAAUUGGCGGUGUCUUUGACUUUUACUUUCUCGCGGGCCCGUCGCCGAUUGAAGUCAGCAAGCAGUAUGCCCAGGUCGCAGGUCUGCCAGCGCUGACACCGUACUCUGGUCUCGGCUUUCACAACUGUCGCUGGGGAUACGCCACCAUUGAUGAGGUGGCUGAGGUCGUCGCCAACUACAGCGCCGCCAAGAUUCCUCUCGAGACGAUGUGGACGGAUAUAGACUACAUGGAGGGCCGUGCUGUAUUUUCUCUUGAUCCCAAAAAUUUCCCUCUCGACAAGGUGCGCAGCUUUGUCACAGGGCUGCACGACAAUGGGCAAAAGUACGUUGUUAUGGUUGACCCUGCCGUGGCCGCCAAAAACUAUGCGCCGUUUCACCGAGGUGUCGACAGUAACGCCUUCAUGAUGUUCAAGGGCGACGUCUACCGCGGCGUCGUCUGGCCUGGACCUGCCUCCUACCCAGACUGGUUUGCGGUCAACACCACCUCGUACUGGAACAAUGAAUUUGCAGAGUUCUUCUCCCCAGAGACGGGUGUCGAUAUCGACUACCUGUGGAUCGACAUGAACGAGCCCUCCAACUUUUGCGAGUUUCCGUGCGACAACCCGCACCGCCGCCGCGAACUCGGCCCCUCGCAGCAGCAGCAGGUCAUCCGGGGUGACGUCGAGUCCCGUGAGGAGGCCCUCCACAAAGGUCUUCCUGACCGCGACCUCUUGUUCCCCAAAUACCACAUUAACAACCAGGAUGGCGGCCUGCCCAACAAGACGGCCCGUCCGGAUCUCAUCCACGCUAACGGCCUGACCCUCUAUGACACGCACAACCUCUACGGUACAAUGAUGUCUUCCUUUUCCCGCGCCGCCAUGGUUGCCCGCCGCCCAGCCAAACGACCACUCGUAAUUACACGCUCGACUUUUGCUGGCGCCGGCACGCACGUCAGCCACUGGCUCGGCGACAACCUAUCGACCUGGGACCACUAUCUCUGGAGCAUUCGCGGUAUGCUCGCCUUUGCCUCGUUCUUUCAGGUGCCCGUCGUAGGUUCCGACGUGUGCGGCUUCGGCGACAACACCACUGAAACGUUGUGCGCACGCUGGGCCAUGCUCGGCGCCUUCCAGCCGUUUUAUCGCAACCACAACUCUCUCGGACAGGUGUCGCAGGAGUUCUACCGCUGGCCCUCCGUCACGCAGGCCGCGCGCAAGGCCAUCGAUAUUCGUUACCGCCUCCUCGACUACUUUUAUACGGCCCUCCACGAGCAGUCCAGCUCGGGCACGCCCUGCCUUAACCCCAUGUUCUUCCUCUACCCGCAGGAUAAGGCGACCUACGGCCUCGACGCCCAGUUCUUCUACGGACCCUCGUUGCUUGUCGCGCCCGUCAUUGGCGAGAACAGUAACGAAGCCAGCUUCUACCUCCCCAAGGACACAUUCUACGACUUUUACACGCACGAAAAGGUCGUCGGCGAGGGCAAAAUCGUCACCCGGCCGGACCAGAAGCUCGACGACCUGCCGCUCCUGCUGCGCGGCGGCACCAUUGUGCCUCUGCGCGUGCAGUCGGCCAUGACGACGGCCGAGGUCCGCCAGCAAGACUUUGAGCUGCUGCUCGCGCUCGACGACAAGGGCGAGGCGUCGGGCAGCCUGUACCUGGACGACGGCGAGUCGAUGGACCAGCACGGCAAGACGACGCUAAUCAACUUUACGUACAAGGACGGCGUGCUCCAGGGCAGCGGCACCUUUGGCUACGUGACCAAGAGCGCCAUCAGCAAGGUAACCGUGCUGGGCGGCGGCAAGGCUGCGUCUGCUGCAGCCACCACCAAGACGAGCAGCUCUGCAGAAGUCAAGCAGGAACUGUCUGGUGCCUUUACGAUUGAUGUCACCAAGCUCCUGGCUUAG